Indicator indicator is the source of this 1588-nucleotide messenger RNA. It is a transcript of the gene CHEK2, whose product is annotated as checkpoint kinase 2. Gene Ontology annotation, cellular component: nucleus; cytoplasm. Gene Ontology annotation, molecular function: ATP binding; protein serine/threonine kinase activity; protein binding. Gene Ontology annotation, biological process: protein phosphorylation; mitotic DNA damage checkpoint signaling. NCBI's taxonomy places the organism in Eukaryota, Metazoa, Chordata, Aves, Piciformes, Indicatoridae. The coding region runs from base 1 to 1566 and encodes 521 amino acids. The transcript is spliced from 14 exons. The record is from RefSeq and is a predicted model, not a curated record.
AUGUCUCGAGAGACUGGAAGUGAAGCACAGCAAUCUCAGGGUGCCCAGCAGUCACAGGGUGCCACCAGUUCCUCUUCCAGUGGGUCACAGAGUACCAGUCAGUCUUCCUCAAGUUCUGGGACCCUCAGCUCUUUGGACACUGUCCCCACUCAGGAGCUUCCGCCCAUCCCUGAGGACCAGGAGUCUGAAGAGCUCGUUCCUCAGCCUUGGGGUCGACUCUUUGCACUUGGAAAAGGCUUCAGCAAUUGUGACUGCGUGAAUGAUGAAUACUGGUUUGGGCGAGACAAAAGUUGUGAUUAUAGCUUUUCUAAGCUGGGAUUGUCUGAGACUGGCUUCUACCAAAACUACAGCAAGAAGCAUUUCCGGAUUUUCAGGGAAAUUGGUCCAAAAAAUUCCUAUGUUGCCUACAUUGAAGAUCAUAGUGCCAAUGGAACUUUUGUUAAUAGAGAACUCCUUGGAAAGGGGAAGAGGCUUCCGCUGACUCACAACUCUGAAAUCGCACUGUCUGUACAGACCAAUAAGGUGUUCGUGUUUUCUGAUCCUAUGGUGGACGAUCAGUUGGCGUUUCCUAGAGAACUCAGAGAGAAAUACAUCAUGUCAAAGACUUUGGGAAGUGGUGCCUGUGGAGAGGUGAAGCUGGCCUUCGAGAAGAGCACCUGUAACAAAGUUGCAGUGAAGAUAAUCAAUAAACGGAAGUUUAUGGCCAGUGGCAUUGAAGAGGUGAACUCAGCUUUCAAUAUCGAUACAGAAAUUGAAAUUCUGAAGAAAAUAGAUCAUCCUUGUUUAAUCAAAAUAAAAAACUUCUUCGAAGCAGAGGAUUACUACAUUGUUUUGGAACUAAUGGAAGGAGGAGAACUGUAUGACCGAGUGUCAAGGCCAGUCAAGAUGAAAGAAGCUGUCUGCAAGUUGUACUUUUAUCAGAUGCUGCUAGCAGUAAAGUAUCUUCACGACAAUGGAAUUAUACACCGAGAUCUGAAGCCAGAGAACGUGCUGCUGUCAUCUCCUGAAGAGACAUGUCUUAUAAAGAUUACAGAUUUUGGACAAUCCAAGAUUCUUGGAGAAACUUCUCUUAUGAAAACAUUAUGUGGUACUCCCACGUAUCUUGCUCCUGAGGUUCUAAAUUCACUUGGGACUGCUGGAUACAGCCGAGCUGUGGACUGCUGGAGUUUGGGAGUUAUUCUUUUUGUAUGCUUGUGUGGAUACCCACCAUUCAAUGAGCAAAAUACUCAGCUGUCUCUGAGAGACCAGAUCACCCAUGGAGAAUACACCUUCAUUGCCAAAGAGUGGAAGCAUGUCUCAGACACAGCUCUUGACCUUGUGAAGAAGCUCUUAGUAGUGGAUCCAAGCAAGCGUCUGACAACAGAGGGAGCUUUAGAGCAUCCUUGGCUUCAGGAUGAAGAUAUGAAGAAGACAUUUCAACAGCUCCUUGCUCAGACAUGUGCCAGUAUGAACCCCCCCCAGACAUGGAAAAUGCCGACCACUAGAAAGCGUCCCCAUGAAAAUGAGGAAGAAGCUGGCUCUGCUAAGCAUGCUGUUCCCUCUACAUCAUUGCAGAAAAGGAGAUGAAAAGACAGCAAAAGCCAUUUCU